Messenger RNA from Hansenula ciferrii, 795 nucleotides. It is a transcript of the gene NSE1, whose product is annotated as Smc5-Smc6 complex subunit NSE1. Bases 1 to 795 code for a protein of 264 amino acids. Gene Ontology annotation, biological process: double-strand break repair via homologous recombination; DNA damage tolerance. The transcript has a single exon. The record is from RefSeq and is a predicted model, not a curated record. Gene Ontology annotation, cellular component: nucleus; Smc5-Smc6 complex. NCBI's taxonomy places the organism in Eukaryota, Fungi, Ascomycota, Saccharomycetes, Phaffomycetales, Wickerhamomycetaceae. Gene Ontology annotation, molecular function: ubiquitin-protein transferase activity.
AUGAGUGAAUAUACAGAUAUUGAGAGAUCAGUGGUACAAUACCUAGUGUCAGUGGGUACUGCAAGAGAAGAGGUCUUGGUGACGAUACAUGACAAAUUAAAGAAAGGUUUUGAAGAAGAGCUUGGUGAAGACCAUGAAUUAUUGAAAAGACCUUUGGAAACUUCAAUUGAUUUAAUUAAUGAUAAAUUACAUUUAUUGGGGUAUCAAAUAGAUAAGAUAAGAUCACAAGAUACAAGAGAAUUAUAUUUUGUUUAUGUCAAUACAGUUUCAGAUGCUCCUUCUAAAAUUAGUACAAAUCAUUCACCAAAAGAAAUUGAUAUCAUUAAAAAAAUCAUUGAUUUUAUUAUAACUGAAAGUGAAGAUGAAAGUUAUGUUAUAUCAAGUUCCCAGGCAAUUAGAAUAUGUUCAACAGCUGCUUUACUUACAGCAUCUGAAAGUGAACAUUUCCUCAAACAAUUAGUUGAUGAAGGUUGGUUAAAUCGUUCUUCAAAAGGUAGAUAUUCAUUAUCAAUAAGGACAUUAUCAGAAUUGAAAAGAUUCUUGGUUGAUCAGUAUGGUGUUAGAAGUAAUAAAAAUCCAGAUGGUCAAAUUAACUUAUGUAAAGGUUGUAAUGAAAUUGUUACAGUUGGAUUACGUUGUUUUGAAGAAAGUUGUUAUAUUAAAUUUCAUAAAGAAUGUCAAUUACAUUAUUUUAGAGCAAAAGGGUCAAAUUGUCCAAAUGAAAACUGUGAAGUUGAUUGGAUGAAUGAAGAACAACGUCCAUUACCAGUUGGUGAAAAAAGAUUGAGAAGAUGA